Conger conger (European conger) is the source of this 2653-nucleotide messenger RNA. RefSeq names its product leucine zipper, putative tumor suppressor 2a (gene lzts2a). The transcript has 6 exons. The record is from RefSeq and is a predicted model, not a curated record. Lineage: Eukaryota; Metazoa; Chordata; Actinopteri; Anguilliformes; Congridae. Bases 478 to 2592 code for a protein of 704 amino acids. Gene Ontology annotation, biological process: negative regulation of canonical Wnt signaling pathway; cell division.
AGUGGUGAGUCUGAUGGGGGCAGGGUCCCGCGAGCCGAGUAGCGAGGCUGUUUACAACGAUCACAUUCAAGGGGAAGUGUUUGGAUGUGCAGACGCGGAGCUGGCCGAUCCCCUGUUGCCACUACAGUGCUGUUUUCACUCACUGAUUGCGGUGCGAGUGGGAAAGAAAGAACAAACUACGCUGAAGUGCGUUCUUGGAAAAAAUAAGAGAGACAGAGAAGAAAGAGAAUAGCUUAGUUGAGCUAAGAAAUUAAAGUUUACUCCCCCAUCCUGCUUUGGAACAUAUCACUCCUUUCGGAUCUGCUUUUCGAAGAACGCCACUUAUUGGGCAGCCCCACGGAAUGGUGGAGGAGAACCCCAGCGUGUGGUAACGUCCUGGGAUGACUGCCUGCCCUGCGCCCCUGACAUCCCCCGGGUCUCCAGGAGCUCAACACAGGGACCCAGCCAGAGGUCGUGUGGGUGGAGCUCUCGGCUACUAUGGCUCUGGUUCAGGCCCUGCCCAUCCCUGCUGAUCGCCACGCCCCCGGCCUCGAAGCCCAGCGCCGCCCCGUCUCGCGCCCGCCCCCGCCCUCGCCCUCGGGCCCCCACGCCGCCAUGGGGUCCGUCAGCAGCCUGAUCUCGGGCCGGGCCUACGCGGAGCACCACUGCCGCCCCGGCGAGCCGGGCGCCCGAUCCCGAAAAGCCGCGCCCGCCGCCAGCUGCUUCCGCACCGCCGGCUCCCAGGAGCACCUGGUGACCGGAGCCCCGCCCGCCCACAAGCAGGCCUCCGCCGCCGCAGCCGCGGGCAACGGCAACGCCAACUACGCCUACCUGAACGAGGACUUCGUCGGGGACUGGAACGACAGCCACGCCGCCCCCGGCAGCCCCGGGAGCGAUCAGGAGGAGGCCCGGGAGGGGGGGGCCUCCAACGGGACCCUGGGGGGCCCCCCGCCAAAGCUGGUUCCCGUGUCGGGGAAGCUAGAGAAGAACAUGGAGAAGACGGUGAUCCGUCCCACCGCCUUCAAGCCCGUGGUGCCCAAGAACCGCGGCUCGGUGCAGUACCUGUCGCCGCGCCCGGGGGGCGCCCUGUCGGAGAGCCAGGGCAGCCUCAACCUCCUGCUCCCGGGGACGGGCGGCUCUCCGGGCGGCGGCAGCGGCCCAGAGAAACGCAACUCCUACAGCGGGGGCGGAGGGCGCGCUGCUGGGGGCAGCCAGUCCUGCUCCAUGUCCGACUCCGGCCGCAACUCCCUGUCCAGCCUGCCCACGUACAGCUCGGCCGGGUACAGCCUGACGCAGGCGGACGCCCCCCACGGGGGGCACCUGGAGCCCUCCCGGGCCGCCCCCGGGCACGGCCACUCCAACUCGGACAGCGGCCGCUCGUCCUCCAGCAAGAGCACGGGCUCGCUGAACGGCCGGGGCCAGCCGCUGUCGGACAGCGGGUCGUGCGGGGGCCGCUCCCCGCCCCCGGUGGAGGGGUACGAGGUGGUGGUGAGGGAGCUGGAGGACAAGCUGAGGGAGAGGGAGCUGGAGCUCCAGCAGCUGAGGGACAACCUGGACGAGAACGAGGCGGCCAUCUGCCAGGUGUACGAGGAGAAGCAGAAGCGCUGCGAGCAGGAGCUGGAGGAGCUGAGGCAGAGCUGCUCCUCCCGGAUGAAGCAGGCGUCCCAGAAGGCCAUGCGCGCCCAGCAGGUGCUGCAGCUCCAGGUGCUGCAGCUGCAGCAGGAGAAGAAGAAGCUGCAGGAGGACUUCUCCCAGCUGCUGCAGGAACGGGAGCUUCUGGAGGACCGCUGCGCCUCCAUCCAGCACGAGCAGACGCAGCUGGGCCCCCGUCUGGAGGAGACCAAGUGGGAGGUGUGUCAGAAGUCUGGGGAGAUCUCCCUGCUGAAGCAGCAGUUGAAGGACAUGCAGGGGGACCUGGGCCAGCGGGCGGGGGAGAUCGUGUCCCUGAAGGCCCAGCUGCGUGAGGCGCGGGGCGAGCUGCAGGCCAGCCAAUCCCGCGCCCAGGAGGCGCAGGCCGCCGCCCGCACGCGCACCCUGGAGCUGGAGGUGUGUGAGAACGAGCUGCAGCGCCGCAAGAGCGAGGCCGAGCUCCUCAGGGAGAAGGUGGGCCGCCUGGAGGAGGAGUCGGCCCGCCUCCGCGACGCCCUGAACGCCGCCAUAGGCCAGGGAGCCGUCGGCCCCGCCCCCACCUUCCCGGGCCCGCCCCACGGGCGGGGCUUGGGCGUGAGCCCCUCCUACCGGGAGGGCGACGAGCAGCUGCUGGCCUACGAGAGCGACGAGGCCAAGGCCCAGCGGCUGGCGGGCGACGCCCUGCUGGGCCUGAGGCAGCAGGCCGAGCGGCUGAAGGCGGAGCUGGCGUUCGAGCGUCGCCGCGGCGAGGACCAGCUGACCACCUUCGAGGACGAGCGGCGGGUGUGGCAGGAGGAGAAGGAGAAGGUGAUCCGCUACCAGAAGCAGCUGCAGCAGAACUACGUCCAGAUGUACCGCCGCAACCGCGAGCUGGAGCGGGUCAUGCGCGAGCUCAGCCUCGAGCUGGAGACCCGGGACCUGGAGGAGGUCGAGGGGCCCGGGAACGAGAUCCACUUCGAGGAGAUAACCGCCACGGAGAUCUGACCGUUAUUCCAGAAUGUUCUAGAGCUGUAGCUGUUCUUAGAAGACCCGUCUGUGUCACAGA